Molecule: messenger RNA, 1139 nt
Organism: Hyposmocoma kahamanoa
Lineage: Eukaryota; Metazoa; Arthropoda; Insecta; Lepidoptera; Cosmopterigidae
Product: histidine-rich glycoprotein-like
Exons: 9
Coding region: 1-1026 (341 amino acids)
Cellular component (GO): extracellular matrix
Source: RefSeq, a predicted model, not a curated record
AUGCUUAGCUUGUUAUCGCUGGAAUUUCCCAACGAUGAGUGUGAAGCUGCAUCCAGCGGCGUAGCAUUGGGAAGUGCCACCAAUCAGCGAACACCAUUAAGAGUCGGUUGUGCUGGCGAGGACACGAAGGACCCACGUUCGAUUCCCGGGCCGGGACAGAUAUUUGUAUGUCCUACACUUAUUUCUCUCGUCCUGUGCCUAGCCGCCUUGGUUGCAGCUGUGGCCGCCUACCCUCACGGCCAUGCUUACUCCUCUCAACAUAUCAACCGCCAUGAUGGACCUUCACAUGUCAUUCAUGGCCAUGACGGACACGGACAUGAUUAUUACGCUUACCCCAAAUACGACUUCGCGUAUGAGGUACAUGAUCCCCAUACCCACGACAUUAAGUCACAAGCUGAGCACCGCGACGGUGACCACGUCAAGGGAUACUACGCCCUCCACCAGCCUGAUGGUUCCGUCAGACACGUCGAUUACUAUGGCGACAAGCAUAGCGGUUUCCACGCGAAUGUCAAGCACGGCACCCACCACAUCGUUCCUGUUGACUGGUACAGUGGGAACAGGUAUCCCUUAGAUCUUUGCGAUUUAAAGAUUGAUAUCAGUAAUCUUACCUUCAAUUACUAUGUUAUUUUUAUUAAUCCAUUCCAGGUUCUGUGCCUCGCUGCCUUGGUUGCCACCGCCGUAGCUCAAUAUGGGCAUGGCCAUGGUUACUCCUCACAGCACAUCCACCGUCAUGACGGACCUGCUCAUCUUGUGCCCGUCCACGGACACCAUGGACAUCACGACCAUGACUAUUAUGCGUAUCCCAAAUACGAUUUCGCGUAUGAGGUGAAAGACCCCCAUACCCACGACAUUAAGUCGCAGGCUGAGCAUCGCGAUGGGGACCACGUCAAGGGAUACUACGCCCUCCACCAACCCGAUGGCUCCAUCAGACACGUUGACUAUCAUGGUGACAAGCACAGCGGUUUCCACGCUGACGUGAAACACAGCGUCCACCACAUUGUGCCCCAUCACCAUCAUCAUUACUAAACAUCUAGAGAAAUUGACUAUAUAUUGUUAUCUACUUGAACCUUUCUGUGAUCUUGUCUGUUUUAUUUCUGUGAUGCUAUUUGAUACUUUUGUACUUACGCCAAAUAUAUAUU